Tarenaya hassleriana is the source of this 3727-nucleotide messenger RNA. RefSeq lists its product as uncharacterized. Lineage: Eukaryota; Viridiplantae; Streptophyta; Magnoliopsida; Brassicales; Cleomaceae. The record is from RefSeq and is a predicted model, not a curated record. The transcript is spliced from 3 exons. The coding region runs from base 171 to 3476 and encodes 1101 amino acids.
GGCGGUCACUCGAUCUCGUACUUGCACUCAGCGUUUCGCACGGCUACCGAAACACCCCUCAAUCCUCAAUCCAAGGAUUUGGACAUUGUGUAUGCGUCUCCUUUCUCCGCAGUGGUUUCUAGGGUUUUACUCCAUUUCUUGAAUCGAUCCGUACGGCGGUGUUAUUAGCGAUGGAGGACGAUGCGGAGUUGGCGAAUAAAUCGGUUUCGGCUGAAGAGACCCAGGUGAAUCCCGUGGCUUCAGGUGAUGCUGGUGCUGGUUCUAGCGCGGAGGGUUCUGGCGAAUUGAUAGCUACUGAUGAGGCUGCAGCUUCAUCCAUGGAUAUCGAUUCGAAGACUACGGGGAGAGAAGAUGAUGACGACGGAGCUGCUAGGGUUUCAGACGGUGAAAGAUCCGAGGAGGUAAGUCCUGCGGCGUACAAAGGGAGUGAGGAUGAUGGGAAGAAUGAUAAGGAGCCUAUGUUUUCCGAAAUGAAAAGCGAAGAUAGAGCUGAUAGCCCUAUCGAGAGGACAAAUCCCAGUCUAGAGGUUAAAAACGAAGUGUCUGAUGAUCAAUCUGGUGAGAUUGGCACCGGAGAUGCGGAGAAUGAGGAACAGAUGGAUUUACAAGAUGAGCAGCGAGGAGAUGAAUCAAGAAGUUACGCAGUUUCGGAUUACAAAUCUCUCCUAUCUGAGUUUGAUGAUUAUGUAGCCAGUGAGAAAAUAGGUACUGGAAUUUCAAGGGCAUUGAGUUAUGGGUUCGAACUGGGCGAUCUGGUAUGGGGAAAGGUAAAGUCUCAUCCUUGGUGGCCUGGUCAUAUAUUCAACGAAGCAUUUGCGACGCCCUCUGUUCGUCGCACAAGGAGGAUAGGCCAUGUCCUGGUUGCUUUCUUCGGGGAUAGUAGUUAUGGGUGGUUCGAUCCUGCCGAGCUUAUCCCAUUUGAACCACACUUUGCUGAAAAAUCGCAGCAAAUGAAUUCGAAGAACUUUGUGAGGGCUGUCGAGGAAGCUGUGGAUGAAGCGAGUAGGCGGUCGGCUCUUGGCUUGACUUGUAAAUGUCGAAAUCCGUACAAUUUUAGGCCUACUAGUGUUCAUGGGUACUUUGCAGUAGAUGUGCCUGAUUACGAAGCCCAGGUGGUUUACUCUGCUGAGCAGAUUAAGAAUGCUCGGGAUAGAUUUUUGCCCCUCGAGACACUCUCGUUUGUGAAGCAGUUAGCGUUAGCACCCCAAGAGUGUUUUUCAGACGACAUAAACUUUGUCAAGAACAGAGCAGCUGUUUCUGCUUUGCGUAGGGCAGUGUUCGAGGAGUUUGAUGAGACAUAUGCUCAGGCCUUUGGGGCGAAAACUGCACGUCAUUCUGUGAAUACACAGGAACCGCCUAGUAAAGAACCCCCUCGAGCUCCCUUGAGUGGCCCACUGGUCAUAGCUGAAACUCUGGGUGACAUGAAGGUCGCUACAAAGCCUGUGAAAGCUAAGGACGCAACAAAACAAGACAAAUAUCUUUUUAAACGGAGGGAUGAAGUUGGUGAUUCAAGGACAGUCCAAUUCGGCCAGGUCCAAGCAAGUUCAGGGGCUUCUCAGCUUCAGAGUGCUGAUGUAUCUGCUUCUGGAGAUUAUGUGCUGCAGAGACGGGCUCCGGUUCUUCAAACUCCUGUGAAACAUGAGCAGGCUGGGGUUGUCAGCACGGAUUUUACCUCUUCAAGUGGAGAUAUGCUCGGUAAAGAAUCGUCUGGUUUGAAGCCAUGUCCUGCUGAUGACAAGGGUUGUGCACGAACAUCGUUGGAGACAACCGGGGAGAAAACAGCUCAAAUCCCGGGACAUGGAGAUCUUGAACCUAUGGCUGGUCUUAAGCAAGUUGAGACUGGAGCACACUCUAGAUCAGAUGAAGUUUCUGUUCAACCUGCUACUGAUUCUCCUUCAGGUUCCAGUUUACGUAAAUCACCAUUCGAGGGGAAAAGUUCUGGUGGUGGUGUGAUCAAGAAGGUCAAAGUUCUGAAACGGUCUUUAGGAGAAAUGGGUUCUGAGAAUGCUUCUCCUGAGCUGAAGAAGAAAAAGAAAAAGAAGAAAGAGCCCGGGUCGGGAACAAACUUUGAACAUGCAGAAAAGAGGAAGCCCUUGUCUUCUGGUGAAGGUCUGGCCAAGAAAUCUUCCCAACUUGGAUCAGCACAGAGAGAGGACAAGGCAAACCAUCUGAAGAGAGACUCCAAUAAGGUAAACAUGAGAAAGACCGAUCUAGAGGUACCACAGCUCUUGGUUCAUUUACAUGCUCUUGCCAUUGACCCUUUCUCCGGGUCCUCAGACAGAGGUUCUUUUGGAGCUGUGAGGCAGUUCUUACUUCAGUUCCGUUCACUUACUUACCAGAAAAGCUUGGCUUCAUCUCCUCCCUCUGAAGCUGCUGAUAAUGCGAAAGAAAUAAACCCCUUGAAACCUGCAAAGAUUAUGAACAGAACUGGUGAUCCGUCAAAAACAGGGAAAAAGCGUCUCUCAUCCGAUCGUCAAGAAGAAAUCAUAUCGGCCAAGAAGCUGAAGAAGACUAAUCUGUCAAAGGAACAAACGGGCCUAAAUCCAGCACCUGCAAAAUCAAUAAGAGAGCAGCAACCUGGUUCGGCACCUACCAGCCAGGCGAAAACUGCCAAAGCCCAACCAGCCAAGAAGGCGGCUCCACCACCAGCAAAGGUGGUCGAGCCAACGAUGCUGGUCAUGAAGUUUCCCCCAGGCACGUCUCUUCCUUCAGCUGCCCAGCUAAAGGCAAGGUUCGGCCGUUUCGGGCUGUUGGACCAGUCAGCCAUCAGAGUCUUCUGGAAAUCCUCAACCUGCCGAGUCGUCUUUCUGUACAGAGCCGAUGCACAGACUGCCUUCAAAUACGCAACGGGAAACAAUUCCCUCUUUGGCAACGUGAACGUGAGGUUCUUUCUCCGUGAUGUGGAAGCUCCUGCCGCCGAGCCGCUCGAACCACAGAAGGGCAAGGCGGAUGAACCGAACAGGGAACCACAGAAGGAAUGGGCAGGACAAGCGCCACCCAUCAUUCACCAACCAAUUCUGCCUCCACCGACCACCCAGCUGAAGUCAUGCCUGAAGAAACCAGGCGAUGACAACCGUGGAACUGCCAGAGUGAAAUUCGUGUUGGGUGGGGAAGAACACACUAGUAGAAACAAUGCCUUCAACGACGGACCUUCAUCAUCAUCAUCGUCUGUAGCAAUGGAAUUUGUUAGUAAGAACUUUCAAAACGUUGUUCCUCCACUUCCUGCUUCAACAUUGCCACCCAUUCUUCCUCUCCCUCCCCAAUAUGCAAAACGGCCACCCCUGGUUAAUAGUACCAUGGACCAUGUGAACCCACCUGCUCAGCCACCACCUCGCAGAAAUUUUCACGGGCCGAGCCAUCCGGUGGGUGUGGCCGAGGAUAUCUCACAGCAGAUGAUGAGCCUCUUAUCAAGGUGCAACGACGUGGUGGCCAACGUUACUGGCUUGUUGGGCUACGUCCCCUACCAUCCCUUGUGAGCCAGACAACAGAGUGGGGGAUCGCUGAAACGGGUCCGAGAGUUCCAUCAAAUUCCAUGAGAGAAAAGACGUUGGCAAUGUGUCUCUCUCCAAACAUGGCUCUCUCUUGUAUGUGUGUAUUGAAGUUGGUUGCGAAUCUCUCCCCAAAAGGCCAUCAUGCUUUUUGUUAGAUAGUAAAAAGAAAAUGUUGACAUUUCAUAUACACUCGUUUUCGAUUUUUAGUUCAUAUGAUGAUGGAUGGACCAUGCUUA